CAGAAGAGCCCAACAACGAUUAUGACUAGGAUCAGAGCUUUCAGUUUUCAGUCUGCGAGCGUCUUCGAAGUGGUCAAUAUGCAUAGAACCACGAAGCAUUUCCUAUUCAAAUAUCCCAUGUGUUUAAAUUUAGGUGCUUACGGGAGUUAUUUCGCAACACUAUUCUUAUGUGUUAUCCUAACACAUGUGCAUUGUGAUCAACUAAAUAAUACAAAAUCUUGCGUGGAUCUCUAUGAGAAAGGGGUAGAAUUAUAUUUAGAGAAUAAUUUUUCUGAAUGUGUAUCAUAUUUAGAAAAAGCAGUGACGGAAUAUCACAAAUACAGAAAAACAUUACAGAACUGUAGGUUGGCUUGUAAACGGGAAGCUGAAGAUUCUGAGCCUCUCUAUUCGGUUGAUAUCGAUAAUUUGAUGUUUUUCGAGAAAACUAUACGGACUACCCUUUGUGCUAUCAAGUGUCACGAUAAGUUGAUAGGAGAUUCCGCAAGUUUCAAUAUAAAUGAGGACAUCGAAAAUCUUUUCGAGAAAAAAAAACCCUAUGAGUACCUGCAUAUCUGCUACUUUCAGACCAAGGAAAUUCAAAAAGCUGCAUCAGCUGUCUUCACAUAUCUUGUAUCACACCCGAAUGAUACCACAAUGUUAUCUGCCCUCAAAUAUUAUUCAUCAUUCGAUGGCGUCGAUCUGAAGGAAGUAGUAAAUUUCGAGGCAAGGGAUUAUGUAUAUAUGUUUAGCCAUGGCCUUGCUGCAUAUGACGAAAAAGAUUGGAAAGCUGUAAUUGAUAAUAUGGAAGAAUCAUUGGUAGAUUUCAUACAGGCUGAGGAGGAAUGUCGGGCUCAAUGUGAAGGACCUUUUGAUCAUGGUUGGCUUCCUGAUUUCUUUCCUUCUAUUGCAAACCACUUCACGUACUGCUUAAAAUGCAAAAGUGGAUGCUACUCCAAGCUCAAUUCCAUAAACACAGAGAAACACGAGGAUUUAUUACCCAGUCAUUAUCACUACUUGCAGUAUGCUUAUUACAAAGUUGGAAAUCUCAGGAUGGCAUGUGAGGCAGUUGCUAGUUUCCUUCUAUUCGUUCCCGAUGACGAGACCAUGCUCAGCAACAAAGAAUACUACAUGAAGUUACCGAAAGUGGAAAAAACAUUCUUUAAACCUAGAAGUGAAGCGUUGAAGUAUAUUCAACGGCUCACAUACGAGAGAAAACUGUUGAAGUUCAUUGAAAAGGAAUUCAAUUUUCAAACUCUAAUUCCCGAAGACUCUACCAAGCGCCAGAAACCUCAAUUCAUCAUAACAAAAGCAGAGGGCGAAUUGAACGGAACCAAAAGAUUCGUGGCGGAAGGACUGAUGAGUAAAGAACAAUGUAAAAGUAUACGUAACAUUCUGAAAAUAUAUUCCAAAAUUGGAGAUGGCUAUGAUACAGGUUCGCCACACACUAAAAAUGAGAGAAUCGAGGGUAUUUCGAUGGAGCGUGUUAUCUUAUUGGUCCACCAUGAAAUAUUGAAUAGCAAGUACUUGGAAAUACUUCUUGAAAUUACUGAAAGUGCUAAGGAAGAAAUAACGAAAUAUUUCAGCAUAGAAGAACCAUUAUAUCAUACCUAUACACAUUUUGUAUGUCGUACCUCAUUGAAAGAUUCCGUAAAAAACCAUAACGAAUUGAGCCAUGAAAUACAUGCUGAUAAUUGUAAUAUUUAUCCUGAUGGAGUAUGCGAGAAAGAAGCACCUUCCUAUACAUGGAGAGAUUUUAGUGCAAUAAUCUAUUUAAAUGACGACUUCCUGGGUGGAGAAUUCUUUUUCAGUUCGAAUAUGAAUCCUGAUUCUAUACAGAGUUCUGUUCAUCCAAGAUGUGGGAAAAUGGUGGCGUUUUCUUCAGGGGGUGAAAAUUUACAUGGCGUGAAAGCUGUUCAAAAAGGAACGAGAUGUGCAAUUGGUUUGUGGUUCACAUUGAAUCCCGGGUACAAAGAAAAUUAUAGAGAUUUGGCAUAUGAUGUUAUUCGGCACAAUCGAGAGAAGAAUGACGAAACUUAUGGACACAAUAAAUCGAGCUAGGAAUUAUCAAUUAUAAUUCAUUCGGUAAACUUCGCCUAUUUAUAUACAUGUAAAUAUUAAUCACAUGUGCCUUCUAGUCACACGAUUUGUUUUCCUAAUUUAAGGGCCGGUUUAUUCACGUUUCGAUCAAUAUAAACCACCGAUUACAGAGUAAAAUAUAAACAAAUCAGUCAGGUUAUCUAUGGUCAGCUGUCAGCUGUACAAAAUUUUAAAUUUAAUCCCCAUAUUUCUUUCAACUUGUACAAUCAUAUCAAAAACCUGUGCCUAACUUCUUUCAAACUUCAUAAAUGGGUAGACAAAGAUGACAGACAAUUGACCUUCGGUCAGUCGGCCAAUCAGGAGGUAGUGGGCGGAGUUUUCGGGGGAAUGAUCCUUCGGGGCAAUGAGUUUUCUGGGCACUGAUCUUUCGAUUCAAUGAGUUUUCGGUCGACCGAUCCCUACUCCAGAACAGAAACUAUAGGUACAGAAGUACAGAUCAUACAAGCGGGAUAUUCCGCUAUCCGCUUAUAUUAGGGAAGUAUGCUACAUAAUCUAUUAUUCUAUUGUUGAUUUUAUUGGAGAGUAAGAGAAAAUGUUUGGGAAUUAUGUUCUUAAAAAAAGUGUUAAAUAAUUUGAUAAAUUGUAUAUAUCUUUUUGCAAGUAUGAAAUUGAAUUGUAUAUAGCAAUUUAUAACUGAGAAUUGUUUUCACAUUCAGAUUUUUCCAACUAAUUUUAGUUUCAAUAAACCUCUAUGCAGUCAGCCUCAAGGAAGACAUAUUCAUGCAUGGAAUAUGGAAUGUACAUAUUUUCUUUAUUAUUUUGCCAUAUAUUUUAAUUUUCCACCAAAUAUACAAGUUCAAUCUUGUAUGUAUGAAUUAAUUAAUUUGUAAUUCAUGUGAUUUUUUUAUAUUCCCUCAAAUUUUUUUUCAGACUAGAUCAAGUUAUUGUUCUUGAAUACCUAUUGUGAAAAUUUUUUGUAGUAGCUAUAGCAAGACGGUUUGAAUAAAUAAUUAUAUAAUUCAUGA
Coccinella septempunctata (seven-spotted ladybird) is the source of this 3041-nucleotide messenger RNA. RefSeq names its product prolyl 3-hydroxylase 1-like. The coding region runs from base 22 to 2037 and encodes 671 amino acids. NCBI's taxonomy places the organism in Eukaryota, Metazoa, Arthropoda, Insecta, Coleoptera, Coccinellidae. The transcript has 9 exons. Gene Ontology annotation, biological process: collagen metabolic process. Gene Ontology annotation, molecular function: oxidoreductase activity, acting on paired donors, with incorporation or reduction of molecular oxygen; L-ascorbic acid binding; protein binding. The record is from RefSeq and is a predicted model, not a curated record.